Aricia agestis (brown argus) is the source of this 3293-nucleotide messenger RNA. It is a transcript of the gene snz, whose product is annotated as sorting nexin-25. Lineage: Eukaryota; Metazoa; Arthropoda; Insecta; Lepidoptera; Lycaenidae. Gene Ontology annotation, cellular component: intracellular membrane-bounded organelle. The transcript is spliced from 17 exons. The record is from RefSeq and is a predicted model, not a curated record. Gene Ontology annotation, molecular function: phosphatidylinositol binding. Bases 1 to 2892 code for a protein of 963 amino acids.
AUGUUUAGAUGGUUUGUUUAUUUUAUUGCUCCUUUUUGUAUACCUUUUUUAUGGUGGUGUCCCUCAUUAUGGAGUCUUAUUUAUUUUAUACUCAUCGGCAUAAGUGUAAUGUUAGCGAUUUUCUCCUUUUCUACUUUGGGUCACAUUGCAUUGUCGUCUCCUCACCAAACAGCACUAUUUCUAUUGGACAGAAUAGAAAGACAAGCUCGAGAGUUAGAAGCGGAGAUCAAGGAGGAUCAAAACAACUGUGCUUUCAUGGCUAAAAAGCCACACUUACCUGUCGUAUUCGGCAGAACUGUUGAUAGCCAAUUGCAACUUUUAAUAGACUAUUUUCUUAGAGAUUUUUUGGCUCGCUGGCUAAAGGAGCUCUCCCAUAAGCCGGAGCCCGUGAUAGAAAAGUUCAAAGAGCACAUAUGGGGUGCAGUACAAAAUUUAUAUGAAAGAUUACUGAGAGUGGAUGCAGAAAAACUGCUAGCAAAUGAUAUGGUACUGAAAAUAACACAACAUUUUGAAAGGAUAAGGAUUGCUAAAAGUUGUGCGUUGGAGUUAAAUCAGCCUCCAGUAUUUGCGCUGGCCCCGCACUUGAUGUCUCCUGAAGCAGAACUGCAUUAUUUACGGCAAAUCAGUGAGCUACUAAUAACAUUCCUGAUGCCCCGAUGUUAUUCACUACCACCUGUCUCGCAUCUGAUUAGAGAAAUCUUAGCAUGCAAGAUUUUACAGCCAGCAGUUGACUUGGUGACCGAGCCAGACUAUAUAAAUCAGAAGAUAUUACAGUAUCUUGAAGCACAGAAGGAGGUAGACGCAAUGCAUGUAAGGACGCAUGAAUAUGCUAAAACUUUUGAGGAUUACAUUAAACUUAUUAAUAAUUGCGACAAUAUGGACACGCUUAAACGCUUAAGAUAUGACAUUGUUACACAAAUAAUGCAAGCGACUACACUACAGAAUAUAAAGAGAGCUAAAGGUAUAGAUGUCGAUAUGGCAGAGAAGACUCAACACAACAUCAGCAGACAACAGUUGGCGGACGCAAAGAAGUUAAAGAGAUAUAUUGAUCAGUUAACUAUUGCUAAAACAGAAUGUGAAUCUGCUUUGAAGAAAUUGGGUUGGGAUGGAGCUUUCCCUGCUGUGGAGUCUGAGAAUAAGACAAUACCGCUGCACAAAGUGAUGGGGAGUGUGACCGGGCGGCGGUACCUGUCGAUGUUUCUAGAAACCCUCUGCUCUCAAGGUCUGGUGGGAUUCUGGACGGCGGUCGAGGAGUUACGCCACAGCCCUCGAAGCAGUUGGCACCAGCUCGGCGCAGAAAUAUUCUACACAUACAUCAGAUGCCCCAGCGCUGAGAUCAAAGUUGAUAAAGAAACAAGAAAGCGAAUGGAGUCUUUCCUACUCGGUGACAAAGGACCAGAAGUUUUUUAUGAAGUACAAGAGACGGUAGUCGAUACUAUACAGGAGAAAUAUUACUCCUCGUUCCUACUUAGUGAUCAGUACAAGGCAUUGAUAGCAGAACUAGCCACUGAGGAAGCAAAUAAAGAGCUAUGUUCGGAGCGCUCGCCAAUAGAGGACCGUCAACUAUCCAACGAGUCUGUGUCAUCGGCGGAGAGCGCGGGCACCCUGCACCUGGCCGAGCACUCCACGUACGCGCGACGAAAGCUGGAUCAGCUGCAGGAGCGGCACAACAACAAGACCCAGGCUCUAGCGGCUCUGCGGGCGUCGUUGAAGCCGGAGUCGCCGGCGCUGGCGCUGCUGGCGGGCGAGGUGGAGCGGCUGGCGGGCGAACAGCUGCGGCUGGAGGCGCACCUGGCGCGCACCGACACCUGGGCCGACCACCUGGGCAGCUGGCGCGCGACCGUACACUCUGCUGAGAUGAUAGACGAGUCGAAGCCGCCUCAGUUCGUGAUAGUGGUGCACAUGGCCGAGGACGAGAGCUGCAACGAUGACCGACCGGAGCAGAUCACCACCGGCUGGGUGCUGCUGCGCACGCUCAACGAGUUCCAGGAUUUGCAUCGAAAGUUGAGGCCAAUGUGUUCGGAAUUGAAAAAUCUUGAGCUACCCUCGAAUUCUUUUAAGUUUUUAUUUGGCAAGAACGACCGAAACUCGUUGGAAAAGGCAAAAUUGUUAAUACAAAAAUAUUUAGAGUUUGUUCUAGAAGAUGAAAGGCUGAAUCAGUGCGAGGCGGUGUACACGUUCCUCAACCCCAGCUCCGAGUAUCUCAAACAGGGGGAUCUGCCCAAGAAGAACAAGUUCUCCUUCUCUACGCUAUUUAAAAGUACGAGCAGCGAAGCCACAACUCGGUCGUCACAGGAGAAGGAACCUUUCACACACAUAUCGGCGGACGAGGACGAGAUAUCUCUGUACCUGGACGGUAACGGAGCGGACGCAGCCAACAAGCACAUCAACACAUCUAUGAGAGGUGGCAGCGGGCUGGAGGAGCGGGACAGCAUAGCGGAGCCGCUGUACGCGCUGCUGAGCGAGGUGUUCGACAUGCGCGGCGUGUUCCGCUGGCUGAGGAAGACGCUCGUCACCUUCGUGCAGAUCACGUACGGCCGCACCAUCAACAGGCAAAUUAAGGAGACGAUAUCGUGGCUGUUCUCGGAGCAGAUGCUGCACUACUACACCAUUAUAGUGCUCAAGUCGUGGUGGCCGGGUGGCGUGCUCUGUGAUAACACUAACAACAGAAACGAUGAUGAUAAAGAGCGUCGUCGCUUGGCGGCGGCGGCGGCGCUGCGGGAGGCGGUGUUAGCUGCGCUGGCGUCGCUGGUGGGGGCGCACGCGGCGGCGCGCGGCGCUCACAAGCUGCACGCCACGCUCAUGAACACCACGCACAACAAGCAGCUGUGUUAUGAGCUCUUCGAAAUCGUCCUGUUGGAAGUAUUUCCUGAACUGAAACGUUAUCAAUAAACUUUUGUAGCACGAUUUACACUCGAUCGGCCUGCAGAACCAAGGAUGAUUUUAUCUUGCGACAGCAGAGCGACAGAUGUUUACAGCAAAUGUUGAGCAAUAUCUGCUGUUUACCCAAAAUUUUCCUGUACCUAAUUUUUGACAGACAGCAGAUAAAAUUAUCGCCUGUUGUAUUGCUGUUGCAAGAUGGUAAGUGUGAUAAUUGGUCACAACUGUGCUUAUUACAAUAGUCUGUUUUUUAGCCAACGUUUCGCGGUUUCUAACGUUUUUUUAAUUGAAGUUGAUCUCUUAGACGUCAAAAUAUUAGCAAAUCAACAAUGAUGUUGAAUAAACUCUUGUCAAAAACCUUAUAAACCGAGCAUUAAAUAUUUUUUUUAUAAUUUUUAUGUAUGGUAUAUAUU